AUCAUUCUCUCUCUCUCUCUCUCUCUCUCUCAAAUUUUGAAGCUGUCUAUUCCUUCGAGAGAUUUUUGCCGCCUCGUUGAUAUCUCCUCCAAGUCUUUAUCUUUAUUAAUUCCUCUUUUUAUAAUCUAUAUAUAUAUACAUACAGACACCACCUGCCUAUACUAUCUUUAUUCACUUGCCUAUCCGAUUCAUCAUUCAAUCCAUUUGUUUUUCUGUUUGAUCUGUUUUCCCCAAAUCUUGAAUUUUUUUGUUUGAGAUGAGAGAUUUUUGUCAAUCAAAAUAGUUUCUAUCAUACUCUACAUUGGAACCAAGGCGAUUGGCAGGCUCUGGGUAUAGAUAUCUUGUUACUAAUAAAAGAAUAUAAUAGAAUUAGGGGGUUCGAUUGAUGUUGUAUGGCUGCACCUAUGAACAAGAUCGAGAGGGCCCACCAGAUGUACAGGGAAGGUCGAUACGAGGUGGCCUUAGGGUUCUACACAGAAGCCCUUGCUAUGGCCAAGACCAAACCCCAGAAGAUCGCCCUCCACAGCAACAGAGCCGCAUGCUUCCUCAAAUUGCACCAUUUCAAUAAGGCUGCAGAGGAAUGUACGUCAGUUCUUGAGCUAGACCACAAUCACACUGGAGCAUUAAUGUUGCGAGCUCAAACUCUGGUCACACUCAAGGAGUACCACUCAGCACUUUUUGAUGUCAACAGGCUUAUGGAGUUGAAUCCAUCGUCAGAAGUGUAUCGAAACCUUCAUGCCCGUUUGAAAACACAAAUGUCACUUGCUCCAAUACCUGAAGCUGAGGCAGAGCUUGAAGAAGAGGAUGAAGAUGUUGAAGAGGCAGAACCUCAAGAAGGGGAUGAAGACGUUGAAGAGGCAGAACCAACAGAAGAUGAAAAAGAAGAAGAAGAAGAAGAAGAAGAAGAUUUGGUACAUUCAAAAGUGGUAAUAGAUCAAAACGAUGAGCAUGAAAGGACUACCCCUAGUGCUGAAGUUAUUUCUCCCCAAUUUGAGAGCACCAAGGGAUCAUCUGAACAGAAUUCAGCAGGAUGGCAGGCUAUUCCAAAACCAAAAGGACACUCACAACUUGACUACUCUAGGUGGGACAGAGUUGAUGACGAAUCCAGUGAGGAUGAUGACGAUGAAGACGACGAUGAGGAGUCUCAACCUCGGUAUCGAUUCCGUGUGAAGACUGUUGGUGUACUUAAGUGAAAGGAAAAUGCACGCAUUUAAGGUGUAUGAGUUGAGUCUGCUAAUCUCAAAUCAUCUUUGUGAAGUUGUAAGCGGCCUUACCACUGGGCGAAUGGAUUAUGGUUUUGAGAGUAGCCACUUUGUGCAUAUUGCCAAAGGUUAGGUUUGUCUCCAAUCCUCCCCUGCCCAUACCCCCAAUUAUUGGGGACUACAUGGGUUCUGUUGCUGUAUCAUUGUGCAUGGACAAUGCUGGUUGGUUCAACUGCCCAGUGCCAUUAUUUGAAGCUUUGGAGCUGUAGAAAUCGUCUUGCGUUCGUAGAAGCAUGUCAAAGCUGUAAAACGGCUGUCAUUUUGAUUGCAUACAGAUAACUUUGGUUUUUCGGAAUCUCUGGCGCAAGCAAGGCUCAGUUCUUUGCAUUGUGAUGCUAUUAAUCUCUUCGGGCUGCCAAAACUACAUGGAGAUACAGCUGCUAAUUGUUACACUAAGGGCUGUGUUUGGAAUGUUGGAUAUGCGGAGGAAAACACGAAGGCAACAGAUUCUACUUCUCCAUUGAAUUUUGUGAAAAAGAAUUGGAUGGUUUUGGGAGGAGAGAAGAAUUUGGACUCUACCCCAUUAUCUUUCCCCUUCUGGAAUUUUUUGGGGGAAUUUGUGACGACUGAGGAAAGAAAGGGCUGCCCAAUGUAUUUAAUUGUGUCUGUUGUAAAUGAUGCCUGCAUUAGUGCCUGCUGUUGAAAAUCCAUAGAGCAGGAGUAAAUAACUUAUAAUCUAUGGCUGAUUAAUCGAUUUAGUUUUUUUCUUUUUUGAUUUUUUAAUUAAUUGAAUUGCGCAUUGUUAAACUCUAUUCU
Rhododendron vialii is the source of this 2018-nucleotide messenger RNA. RefSeq lists its product as uncharacterized. Lineage: Eukaryota; Viridiplantae; Streptophyta; Magnoliopsida; Ericales; Ericaceae. Gene Ontology annotation, molecular function: protein binding. The transcript is spliced from 3 exons. The record is from RefSeq and is a predicted model, not a curated record. Bases 393 to 1193 code for a protein of 266 amino acids.